Messenger RNA from Diuraphis noxia (Russian wheat aphid), 1083 nucleotides. RefSeq names its product OCIA domain-containing protein asrij (gene asrij). Lineage: Eukaryota; Metazoa; Arthropoda; Insecta; Hemiptera; Aphididae. Gene Ontology annotation, cellular component: endosome. The record is from RefSeq and is a predicted model, not a curated record.
UCCAGGUAACCGAAUGCAGGCUCUCUACAUUAGUACAUUACGCAUUACUGCAUUAGACAUUCAUAUUCAUAUUGUCUUGUCUAGUUGUCUGCCUUCAGACAAUUUAUUACAAUUUGCGAAUCACAAUUCUUAGUAKUGAYUAGUGAGCAUAAACGCAUAGUACGYCAUACAACUUAACUGCUCUAUACUCAACAGAAAUCGAGUAAUCUAUAUACGUUAGUCAACUUACUACAGAACUGCUGCAAAUUGUGCGUUUAAAAACUAUGGCAGAUCUAUAUUCCGGUGCACCAAAACAGCAACAGAAACCAUCUCCAGAUUCGCUGUUCUAUCAGUUUUCGCCUGAAGAAACAAGAGUCAUGAACGAAUGCAACAAAGAAAGUUUUUUCCAGAGGAGCCUACCGUUGUCGCUGAUCACAGGUGCUGUUUCUUAUGCYGCUGUCAAUGCUGGUUAUUUAAAGCGAAGUGUGAAAUGGGGUCCAUGGCCAAAAGUAAUGUUUGGCGGUCUGGUCGGUUAUCUUAUUGGUAAAUAUUCUUAUCAAACAAUAUGUGCUGAAAAAUUAAUGCAACURCCUAAUAGUGAACUUGGACGAGUUCUUAGGGAACGCAGAGGAAAAGCAAAUGGUGAACUUUUCCAAGGAAUUGCCAUUAGUCCAACUAUUGUUACAUCUGAGACUGAUAUGCCAACAAUUAUGACUGAUUACAAAUCUGAUAUGAAUAUUGAUAUGCAUAAACCUAUGAGUUCCUUAGAUACAGAUUAUAGACCGAAUUAUGAUGGUUUACCACUUAGGAAGGAUAAUGAAAUUUCAAUGGCAAAUAGUACACCUACGUCCUAUGAUGAACUUAGGAUGCGUAAUAGACAAGAGUAUGAUAGAACACAACCAAAUAAAAUGGCAUAUAGGCCACCACCUCCAUCAAAUACUCAACCGAUAUGGGAUAAUCAACCUUAUCCACCAUCUGAUCAAACGAGGAUACCUCAACAUAGGGAAUCACGCAAUCAGUAUGGAGAUGUUGUAUAAUUAAAGAUAAAAUCAUUACUCACUUAUUAAAUGUAAUAUAAUAUUAGUUUUGUUUGUUAUAACCUAA